This is a messenger RNA of Naegleria lovaniensis, 795 nucleotides long. RefSeq lists its product as uncharacterized. NCBI's taxonomy places the organism in Eukaryota, Heterolobosea, Eutetramitea, Acrasida, Naegleriidae. Gene Ontology annotation, molecular function: electron transfer activity. Gene Ontology annotation, cellular component: cytosol. Bases 1 to 795 code for a protein of 264 amino acids. The transcript has a single exon. The record is from RefSeq and is a predicted model, not a curated record.
AUGAAAAUCUUGGUUGGAUUGAAACGUGUGAUUGACUACAGCGUCAGUGUGAGAGUGAAUAAACAACUGACUGGCGUUGUUACUCAACAAGUCAAGCACAGUAUGAACCCAUUUGAUGAUAUCGCACUCGAGGAAGGCAUCCGAAUUAAAGAGAAAUUUUCCUCUCCGCAAUUAAUUAGUGUUAGUAUUGGUAAUGAUCAAUGCCAAGAAGUGCUGAGACAAGCUUUAGCCAAGGGCUGUGAUGAAGCUAUUCAUGUCAAAACGGAUUUUGAUAGUGGAGAAGUUCAACAAUGGGUUUCACCACUCCAAGUAGCACACAUUCUUCGUCGUAUUGUUGAAGAAAACAAAAUUGAUUUGGUACUCUUGGGUAAACAAUCCAUUGACUCGGACAAUGGACAUGUGGCUCAACUCUUGGCCAGUAUGCUUGGAGCACCACAAGCAACUUUCAUCAGCAAAUUAAUACCAAGUGAUGCCGAAGCAAAACAAAUUGAAAUUGAAAGAGAGGUUGAUGGUGGAUUGGAAAGACUCAUGCUCUCCGGAUUGCCUGCUGUUGUGAGUUGUGAUUUGAGAUUGAACGAACCUCGAUUUGCAAAUUUGAAGGCUAUCAUUCAAGCAAAGAAGAAGCCUUUGACGACUCUCAAUUUUGCUGAUUUGGUGAAAGGUACUGAUUUUGAACAAUCACAAUUGGAAUAUGUAAAAGUCACUGAACCAAAGGCAAAGAGUGGUUCCUGUGUGUUUGUUGAGAAUGCACAACAAUUGGUAGACAAGUUGCGAAAUGAAGCCAAAGUUUUGUAA